Molecule: messenger RNA, 787 nt
Organism: Chironomus riparius
Lineage: Eukaryota; Metazoa; Arthropoda; Insecta; Diptera; Chironomidae
Source: the annotation of a GenBank genome assembly
AAUGCACUUUUCCAUACACGUGCAUGUGUAUUAUGCGUCUAACUUGGUCGUACAUUUUUUUCUAAAUGUAUAUCAGAGCACUUUUCAAAUUUGUUUAAAUAUGAAGACAAUUUGAUACCAAAAUCAUUCAACUGUGUACUUCUCAUCUAUUCACUUCGCUUACCUUACAGUAAAAAACAAACUUUUAUCAAAAUGUUCGCUUUGUUCGUUCUCUCAGCUCUUGUUGCCUGUGCUAGCGCUAUCGUAGCACCAAUUGCCCCAUACGGAGCUGCUUAUGGAGCCGCCUAUGCUGCACCUUAUGGAGCUGCCUAUCAUGCACCAAUUGCUGCUGCCUAUCCAAGCUAUCAUGCACCAAUUGCUGCUGCAUACCACGCUCCAAUCGUAGCUAAAACUAUUGCCCCAGCAUACCCAUACAGUGCUGCAUACGCUGCACCAUACGCAUCACCAUACGGAGCUGCUUAUCAUGCACCUCUUGCCGCCCCAAUUGUUAAAGCUGCCUAUGCUGCUCCAUUAGCCACAAGCUACGCAAACACAUACAAGGUUGCCGCUUCAUACCCAGCUUAUCAUGGCGCUUCAGUUGUUGCUGCUCCAGUAGCUGCUUAUCAUGCACCAAUCGCAUCUUAUGCAUCACCAAUCGUUAAGGCUGCAUACCCAGCAUACGGAGCAGCUUAUGCCACAUACCAUCAUUAAACAAUUUAAUUUGUUUAAAUCAACGGGUGCUAUUUCAUAAUCAGCCUUUAUGAGAGCUUUAAUCACCAUCCAAUUUCUCAUCUCUAUUACUACAUCU